CCCCACUACCCCCCCCACCACUCCCUCCGCACUGAUGGCCGCGUUGUCGGCCUCGCUGCGGUCUCUGACCGCCGUCACCUCGCGGCCACUGCUGCCGCUGCUGCGACCUCCCCCCCUCCUCCUCCAUCAUCACCACCACCACAUCCUCCACCGUCCUCAGCAACAACAGCAACAACAACAGCAGCAGCACCAACAGCAGCAGCAGCAGCGUGGGCACAAGCGAUGGCUACGCGCCCACCUCGCACUUCAAGCACGCAUGGAGCGCAAGGCCGGGAAGCCGCCGCCCCCGCUACGACGCGAGCGUGACAACUUUGACCUGAGUGCCGAACUCGCGGCGCUCGCCUGCCGCUUGGGCGAGGAGCAUCUGAGCCCCGGGCAGCUCGCCGCCGCCGUCCGUAGCCCCUGCUGCGACCGCGGCCGCGGCCGUGGCGGCGAGAACCACGGCGAGCUGGCCGGGGACGGGGCCCGGUUGACCGCGGAAGUCCUCGACUCCGAGCUUGCCCGGGACUUCCCCCGGAUGCCCGACGGGGGACGCGACGCCCUGAGGACGUUUCUGAUGAGCGAUGAGACGCUGAGUGGGGUGGCGAGGGCUCUGGGCUUGGCUCACCUGGUGCUGGCCGCCCGAGACCCCCCCCCUGACUCGGCGCUGGCUCGCUCGCUGCUCGCCAUCGUGAGCCUCGUGAGAGCCAGCGGCGGUGAAGAGCGCACCAUCGCCUUCCUGCAGAGCUUCGUGCUACCCCAGCUGCUGUGUGGGGGUCGUGACCUCUUCUCGCUGUGGCCGGUGGGUGACCCCAUGAGUCUCCUGCGCGAGGAGACGGAGCGCCGCUCACGAGCCCCUCCCGAGCCACGGCUCAUCCGGAGCGCCGGGGCGGCCAGCGCCUUGCCCUGCUACCUGGUCGCUAUCUACAGUGAUGGCCGCGUUCUCUCCGAAGCUCCGGGUGAGACGCCGCUGGUGGCUGAGGAGGAGGCUGCACGCUCGGCUCUCAGACGCCUCUAUGGCUUCCCGGCGACUCGCUUACCUGCACAGUCCGUAGCGUCUGGGACUCACUCACAGCCACAGUCCGUAGCGUCUGGGACUCACUCACAGCCACAGUCCGUAGCGUCUGGGACUCACUCAACGUCUGAGACUCACUCACUCACAGCCACAGUCCGUAGCGUCUGGGACUCACAGCCACAGUCCGUAGCGUCUGGGACUCACUCAACGUCUGGGACUCACUCACAGCCACAGUCCGUAGCGUCUGGGACUCACUCACAGCCACAGUCCGUAGCGUCUGGGACUCACUCACAGCCACAGUCCGUAGCGUCUGGGACUCACUCAACGUCUGGGACUCACUCACAGCCACAGUCCGUAGCGUCUGGGACUCACUCACAGCCACAGUCCGUAGCGUCUGGGACUCACUCACAGCCACAGUCCGUAGCGUCUGGGACUCACUCAACGUCUGGGACUCACUCACAGCCACAGUCCGUAGCGUCUGGGACUCACUCACAGCCACAGUCUGUAGCGUCUGGGACUCACUCAACGUCUGGGACUCACUCACAGCCACAGUCCGUAGCGUCUGGGACUCACUCACUCACAGCCACAGUCCGUAGCGUCUGGGACUCACAGCCACAGUCCGUAGCGUCUGGGACUCAACGUCUGGGACUCACAGCCACAGUCCGUAGCGUCUGGGACUCACUCAACGUCUGGGACUCACUCACAGCCACAGUCCGUAGCGUCUGGGACUCACUCAACGUCUGGGACUCACUCACUAACUCACCGCCACAGUCCGUAGCGUCUGGGACUCUGCGUCUGAGGCGCACAUCCGGCUGAAGAUAGCUGUCAAGCCCUUACCCAGUGCACUGCCUGGUUCUGCAGACCAACUCGGGCCUGAUUGGUCACCCCGUGUGCCCCUUGUAAAUGUCGACGGUCAUCCCACAACGUCCCAUCGCACGGGUAGAAACUCACACGAGUACACUCACCACUAGUACACUCACUAGUACACUCACCACUAGUACACUCACCACUACACUCACUACUAGUACACUCACCGCUACACUCACCACUAGUACACUCACCACUACUACACU
Messenger RNA from Petromyzon marinus (sea lamprey), 2067 nucleotides. NCBI's taxonomy places the organism in Eukaryota, Metazoa, Chordata, Hyperoartia, Petromyzontiformes, Petromyzontidae. The record is from RefSeq and is a predicted model, not a curated record.